GACGUUUAACCUAACCUCUAAAAAAAUCCAUAUUUUACUCAUUUUAUUGGCGUUUUCUUGAAUUUUUAUUCAACCAAAAUUUUCAGUGUAUUUACCUAAAUAUUAAAAUGGUUCUUUCUGACGGAGUUAAACAACGCCUUUCCAUUGUUAUCGAAAUGGGAAAAACAGUUUUCCAUUAUGGAUUUAUUCCUACUGUCCUUUAUUUAGGAUUUAGGCAAGGAGCUGAUCCUGGCAUGCCAGAAAUUUCAAUAGCAAACUUACUAUGGUAAAGAUUCUCCCCAAAAAAAAAAGAAAUAGUGUACAGUUAGUUCUACCUUAAGUGAAAGCAGAGAGAUGGCCAAUACAUUAAAAACAAACAACUGUGUUUUUAGUAUAUUGUUUUAUUAAUUGCUAAAAAAUGUGAAUAGAAAGUUGUAUAAUUAGCAAA
This is a messenger RNA of Anthonomus grandis grandis, 427 nucleotides long. RefSeq names its product mitochondrial import receptor subunit TOM7 homolog (gene Tom7). Gene Ontology annotation, biological process: protein import into mitochondrial matrix. The transcript is spliced from 3 exons. The record is from RefSeq and is a predicted model, not a curated record. Lineage: Eukaryota; Metazoa; Arthropoda; Insecta; Coleoptera; Curculionidae. Gene Ontology annotation, cellular component: mitochondrial outer membrane translocase complex. The coding region runs from base 108 to 269 and encodes 53 amino acids.